AUGCAUCUGUCCACCAUUCCUGUCUGCGGCCUGCUGCUCAUCCUUAACCUGCAGCUGAUCAGCUCAUAUCCUGUCAGCACCGGCCUGACUGACAACGACAUGGACAUCUUAAAGGUGAGUCUACAGACUCUGAAACUUAGGGUUUGGGGAGUUUGGGUCCUUGAGGACAUUUGUACUUGAUUUGUCCGACUAGUUAUUGAAGUUAAGGAUUAUGAAGAUCAGGAAUCUUUCUAAAGGGCUAAAAUCUCUUUGCAUGCAAUAAUGAAUAAUGCAAUACCAGAAAAGCCUCUAAUUAAAAUACGCAUAAAAGAAGUUGAAUAAUGGACAUAAAUUCAAUAUUUUACAUAUGACGACUCUAACAUGAACACACUGUACAGCCAACAUAGAAGGUAUUCAUUAAUCUUAAUCACCCAAACCCCAGAGCCUGACUCAUAUGUUAGAUUCUGGUUGAUAUUUUGAGUGGAAAAAAUACCUCACUGUAAUAACUGAGGUGUUGAGUUUGAUAUAAGAGACUUUUUUCUUUUUGCACAUUGCAGGUGAUUCUCCACAGACUAGAGGAAACCAUGUCCGAGCAGACUGAUCUGGAUCAAAGAGUCCCUUCAGAGAGGGACAGUCUGGACACAGACGAGGCAGCAGCAGAUGUUCAGCAGCCUCAAACCGACUUGGAUGAGGAGAUGAUCCGGGAGUUUCUGUCCGCCAAGAACCUGAAGACCGUCCGCAACAAUGACUCAACCAGGAGGUCCUCCGGCUGCUUCGGGCGGCGGAUGGACAGGAUAGGAUCCAUGAGUUCUCUGGGCUGCAACACUGUCGGAAAAUACAGUAAGUUACACAAACUCUGAGGCUCUGUGUUGAAGUAGUUCGACUUGUAAGAUCACAAAAAACCAGUAUGAUAGUCCUCAGGCAAAAAUCAAGUGACUCAGACCCAGAGGAGGGUGAUGAAAAUGAACCUUCUUCUUUAGCUGUAUGAUGAACUUGAUUUUAGUGUACCACUUUAUCACAAUGUUGUCUUUCUCUGUUUUCCAACAGAUCCAAAGUAA
Xyrichtys novacula (pearly razorfish) is the source of this 1037-nucleotide messenger RNA. NCBI's taxonomy places the organism in Eukaryota, Metazoa, Chordata, Actinopteri, Labriformes, Labridae. The record is from the annotation of a GenBank genome assembly.